AUGGCCAACCAUCCCCAAAGCCUCUCAGCCAACCCUGCCAUGCUUCUCCUCAGCCACUCUGCCGCUGCCGCCGAUCCUGCCAACAAGGACAACAACGAUACCCCCACACUCGCCCAUAUGCCCGCCCUGCCCAGCACCCUCAGCACCAACCAUCAGCUCUUACCCUGGUUGACACCCCUGCCCACCAACUCAUUCUCCGCCUCCUCCGACUCGCUCUUGUCGCCGUCCUCCUCUCCAACCCUCUGUCACCAUCAUACGCUUGACCCGCUAGAACCCAAAAUCCUGGCCUGCUUCGCCUCAUCCUCUCUCUGUCUAUCCACCCCUGCCUCCAACCCGUCGUCUACUUGUGACCCUCUCAAAACUACCCGGCCCAUCUUCCUCCUCCCCGGCCCGGCCCAGCUCUCAACCAUCCCCAUCUCAAUCUUGACUCCCCACAAGCUCUCAACCCCUUGCCAAACUUCGCCAUUGUUGCCCCAGAACUUGCCCUAUGGAAUCAUCAGCCAGUUUUCAGACUUGCAUAAAUGUGAAAUCAAUGCUGCCCUUUUAAAAUAA
Molecule: messenger RNA, 552 nt
Organism: Puccinia triticina
Lineage: Eukaryota; Fungi; Basidiomycota; Pucciniomycetes; Pucciniales; Pucciniaceae
Exons: 1
Coding region: 1-552 (183 amino acids)
Source: RefSeq, a predicted model, not a curated record